GAAACUUGCGUAUGAAAACUCUAAGAGCCAAAAAAUUCGUAUGUUAUUUGGGAAAGAUGGAGUUGGAAUAGAUAAAAUUAGCAAGUUACCUACAGUAUAUAUGCCAUCUCAAGCCUUACUAAUAGUCAAUUCAAAAUGUUAUCAAGAAUGUAAUUUCAGUAGAAUCAUUAUUGGAAACUGCCACGAAUUGCGAUUAUGUGAUUUCGAAACAGUCACGAAUCGUGAUAAUCAGAGAGCUCAGAAUUUUCGUCCAUGA
Messenger RNA from Ambispora gerdemannii, 256 nucleotides. The record is from the annotation of a GenBank genome assembly. Lineage: Eukaryota; Fungi; Glomeromycota; Glomeromycetes; Archaeosporales; Ambisporaceae.